Molecule: messenger RNA, 282 nt
Organism: Mesorhabditis belari
Lineage: Eukaryota; Metazoa; Nematoda; Chromadorea; Rhabditida; Rhabditidae
Source: the annotation of a GenBank genome assembly
AUGAGCGACCGGGAAAAAGCAAACGAGAUGCUUAUGGCAAAAGAAUUGAAGAAUCUGCAAUUUGAAAAUCCGGGUACAAAUCAAGUUCUUGCUGAGUAUGGCUCUAUUGGCACCUCAAGAAGAAAACGAGCAGUAAGACAGAAAAACGAGCAAAGAACGGAACGCAAAGAUCCAUACCACGAUGAGAAAGGAAAAUUGGUUGUCAACGGAGAACGUUUCACAUUAUGUGACUGUUUGCGAGCUGCCUGUUCGGGUUGUCAUUGGCCUUGUCCAAGAUGUGUC